Siniperca chuatsi (mandarin fish) is the source of this 3973-nucleotide messenger RNA. RefSeq names its product forkhead box protein P2-like. Gene Ontology annotation, cellular component: nucleus. Gene Ontology annotation, molecular function: DNA-binding transcription repressor activity, RNA polymerase II-specific; RNA polymerase II cis-regulatory region sequence-specific DNA binding. The record is from RefSeq and is a predicted model, not a curated record. NCBI's taxonomy places the organism in Eukaryota, Metazoa, Chordata, Actinopteri, Centrarchiformes, Sinipercidae. Gene Ontology annotation, biological process: regulation of transcription by RNA polymerase II. Bases 1068 to 2849 code for a protein of 593 amino acids. The transcript has 17 exons.
AGGCAUUCAAGCAGGAGACAACCUAAAUCAUAUUUUCCUCAGAAAGAGAAAAUGAGAGCGAGAGUGCAGCAUUAUCCACAGUUCAAAGCCUCUGGGUAGGUGGGCAUUUUAUCAAGUUUUUAAAUCCAGGGCACUUCAGCACUGCUGGUAGGCACUUUACACUACAAACAGUCUUCAACUUCAAGCUCGUAGUUGUAAUAAACCCAGUUUCUUCUUUGAGCAAUGAAGAUGUUGACUGACACUCAGAUGUCAUACGUCAGUGCUGAAGUAUUGUGAAAGGGUUUUUCCAAACUUCCCAUUUUUUACAUCAUGCUCUUAUCCAGACUGACUCACAAUAGGAAAGAAGACAGAUGUUUUUGCUCUCAGAGAGACAGCUGCCGAUGAACACGCACUGACUCCUGUGGAAAUCUGACCCUGAUACAGUCUUUACCGUCUUAAAAAGAUCCAUUAACUCUUUUCAGCCACUGGAACACAAACACACAAGAGAAUGAAGCUACAUUUAGUUUUGCAUUUUAGCAUCAGGAAAGGUCGAUUAUGGUCUUGCUAAUUUUAUUUGCAAAUAGUUAGGGCUCGUUCUGAGUGAAGACAGAUGAGGUGAUCGAGAGCAACAUCUCAGAUGAACUUAAACAUUUUGUCUGAGAAAUCACAGUCUCAGAGAUACAAUUAUCAUCUGCUCCAACUAAGUGGUUACUUUUUGGCUUUUUUUUGUACUUCCCCAAAUCACAAAAGCAGAAGAAAAUCCGCCCUAGAGUGGUAUCCGAAGUGUCGGUUUGGACCUUAAUUUUAUUUAUGAGCAAUAAAUAGGGAACAUUUCUCUAAAAAAGUGGAAAUAAAGAGUAAAAACUUCAGUCUUCUGAUGUUCUCAGGCGACACUUUCUCCACCUGCCACGAACAGAUGAUGUCAAAGACCUCCUGCCAUACCAGGUAUUGGAAAAGAAAUGGAAGAAGGUAGACACACAACUCCAUCAGUUCUCUCCCAUCCUCACUCCAAACUGCAUGACUUAGAGACAUCAACUCUGCCUGGCUGCUCUGAAUUCAACUGUUCAUCUUAACGGACCUGAGCUGGGAUGCCUGAGUCUCCUCUCAGUCCCACGGCAGCCCGUCAAACCCCAGCCAGCAGCCUCCUCAGUCACACAGACAACGGUGCAGGAGAGAGAGUAGCUAAUGGGGACUCCUGCAGUGGAGUGAGUGGUGAAAGCUGGCAGAGUCUCCACAAUAAACAGGUGUUCCUGGCUAUGAUGGCUCCUCAGCAGAUGCAGCCGCUUCUGUCCCCCAACCAGCUGCAGGCUCUGAUCCACCAGAAGCAACAAGCCCUUCUGCUCCAGCAGCAGCAUCUCAAAGAAUUUUACAAGAAACAACAACAACAGAUUCACCUGCAGCUGCUUCAGCAGCAGCCCAGCAAGACAGUCAAAGAACUCCCUGCACAGCAGCUCGUGUUCCAGCAGCUCCUGCAGCUCCAGCAGCAGCAGCAGCAGCUCCUCCGGGUGCAGAGACCAGUCCUGGCUUCUCCUGCUCUCUCUCCAGCUGGUUUCAGCCCUGCAGAGAUGCAGCAGAUAUGGAAAGAGCUCACAAGCGGAAUAACUGAAGAUAAAACCACACUGAGGGGCAAUCAGGACUCUUCGGCUAACAACAUAAUGUCAACAAAAGUCACAGGGAGACAGACGGGUGACCAGCAGUCGUCUUCUCCUCAUAGGGCAGAAAGUGCUGUUAAAGCUGAUCACGCUGCCACACACACUCUCUACAGUCACGGUGUGUGUAAUUGGCCCGGAUGCGAGUCGGUGUGUGAGAACUUCAGCCAGUUCAUUAAGCACAUGAGCAGUGAGCACACUCUGGAUGACAGAAGUACAGCGCAGUGCAGAGUCCAGAUGCAGGUGGUUCAGCAACUUGAGCUUCAGCUCUGCAAAGAACGGGAGCGUCUGCGAGCGAUGAUGGCUCACCUGCACCUGCCAUCUUUAGAAGCUCGGUCGAUCUCUGCACGCGCGAGUCUGCAGUCGCCACAAUCUGAUACGGCUGCUGACCCAUGCAGUCUACAGCUCAGCUCAGUCGCCGUCACCAGCAGCCUGCCCUCGCUGAGCCCUUCACACUCGGCCCAGGUGUCCCCCCAACCUCUGGCCCCUGUCAGCUCUCCAUCCCAGGGGUGUGAAGAAGAGUCGUCCACUCAUACAUCAUGUGCUGGGGCCAUAAGACGUCAUCAUCACCCUUUGGUCUACUCGCUGUCUUCAGAAAAUGAAUAUGAGCUCUACAAGAACACCGAUAUCAGACCACCUUUCACCUAUGCAACGCUGAUAAGACAGGCUAUUAUGGAAACAUCAGACAUGCAACUAACACUCAACGAGAUAUACAACUGGUUCACACGGACGUUUGCUUAUUUCAGACGCAAUGCUGCCACUUGGAAGAAUGCAGUGCGCCACAACCUGAGCCUGCACAAGUGUUUUGUGCGUGUGGAGAAUGUGAAAGGAGCGGUGUGGACAGUGGAUGAGGUGGAAUACCAGAGCAGGAGGUCCCAGAAGAUCACAGGGAGUCCGUCGCUGAUGAAAAAUGUGUCCUCCAAUCUUGAUUUUGGGACCGUUCGGAAUGCCAGCUUACAGACGGCACUGGCUGAGGCAUCACUGCCAGGAUUCAAGAAGGAGUGUGUCAGCAGCAAGUCCAGGAGUCAAAUACAGGAGAAUAAAGCAACAAACAGCCACAGUAAACAAAACCCCUCUCCACGAGUCCAGCAGUCUCUUUUCCUUAAAGACGAAGCGCUGAGUCUGAAUGACCAAGAAUCUCUGAUGCCAACAAUGAAACCAGCCAGUCUGCAGCAUGACAUGACUGAAAAUGACGAAGAGCAUCUGUUUGACCUUGAAUGACAAAAGAAGGGUUUCAGACGGAAAGCAGUUGCAAAGCAGCAUAGUGAGCAUUCGUUGAACAUUCAGGGAUGUAGACCACAGUUUACAUAUUAUACCAUCUUAACAUGUAAAUCUUCAGUGUGUAGUGCCAGGCGUCGUUUGAUCAAAUACACACCAGAAUGGAGCUAUUCAGAGUUGUGGUUCAUUAUAUGGUUCAUAUAUUCAUAUGUUCUGAUUUAGUUGUCUGUGGAGUACGUGUCUGCAGCAGUCGACUUUUUCUGUUGACAUUUCAGCCUUAAAGAAAAGGAAGUGGAAUAUAGUGCCACCUGUGGUUUUUGUGUCGGCCUAUCACUUGAUUAUUCUUUUUUGAUCAGCUAGAGAUUUAAGAAAAUAUUUAAAAUAAUGGGUUAAGGAUAUGAUAAAAGGACUAAAAGGUAUUACAGUUAAAAAUGAGAUUCAAAAUGAUCUCAUUAUAAUUAUUGUCUUUUUUUUCAAUUAAAAGUGCAUCAUGACAAGCAUCAAAGUAAAAAAACAUACAUGAGAAUGUACACAGUCAAAAAUAGAGUUGGGAUCUGAUAGUUUGGGGGACAUUAUGUCCUUUUUGCCAUGAACAAAUCCUUUCAUGUAAAUGAUACAUUCCAAAGGCCAAAGUAGGUGAUUUACAUCAACGUUUGUUAUUAUGUAAUGAGUGUAAUAUGUAGAGAAAGAACGUUGAUUGUGAUAGUUCAAAGAAUUAACACAGGGUGAAUGUGAAUGUUAAAGUGCAGCAAAGACAGAGAUGUUUUGUGGUGAUGAAAUAUCUGAAAACAUGUAUAGUUUGUGCUGUGGCUUCUCUCUGUUGUCUUUGUACAUUAAAAGAAAUCUUGUAAGAUGCACAUCAACCUGCUGAAAUGUGUUUUAUCAAUGUUCAUUUGUUUUCAAAAGUCACUAUGUGUGUUUUCCUGUUUCCCUGUGUAACUUAUGUAUUUAAUACAGAGCUGUGUUUCCACUGAAAUAAAGAUUGUUCCAAACAUUCCACUUUUAUAACUAACAUUUUGAGUCUUUACAAUAGAUGUUGGGUAAAUACAACUCUCUGUAUUUAUAAAAAUGUGUUUGUCUGUAAUUGUAUGUCCAACAUGAAUGAUGUAAUAAAGAUAUGUAAUAUA